Messenger RNA from Penaeus chinensis, 7800 nucleotides. RefSeq names its product mucin-2-like. The record is from RefSeq and is a predicted model, not a curated record. Bases 42 to 6602 code for a protein of 2186 amino acids. The transcript has 15 exons. NCBI's taxonomy places the organism in Eukaryota, Metazoa, Arthropoda, Malacostraca, Decapoda, Penaeidae.
AUCAGUUUAGGGUUGAAGGUGAAGCCUCAAAACGCUCAAAAAUGAUCCUUGUUGUCCUCGCUCUGUGCCUCGUCCUCGGCAUCGGCCAAGAAGCUUCUUUAGAAAAGAUAUCUGAUGGCAUCGAUAUCUCACGACCCAUCGAUAUCAGCGAAGAUUCUGACUUGGAGACCAUGCCAAUGCGACAAGGCGAGAGGACUCUGGAGAGAGACCAUGGCGACGUGCUCAGAGAGAAGGAAAUGGAAAGAGCAAUAGCAAAGGAGAGGCAGAUGGAACGCGAUAGCGAGAGACAAACGGAGAGGGAACUAGCCGCUGAAAGAGAGAGAGCGAGAGUACGAGACAGAGAGAGAGAGGCGGCCAAUGAGAGGGAAAGAGGAGCAGGACGGGACAGAGAAAGAGGACGGCAGUCGGACUACGAGCGAGACAGAGGAAUCGAAGCAGAGAGGGAGCGAGAUCGGGAGGAGAGGCGAGGCACACCCACCACGCUUGAAAGGAGACGAGGAGAAUUUGACCCUCACAGACCAACUAAUCAAUUCAUCUCAGCCAGUGAAGCAGAAAGACAAAGAGAACGAGACCGACAGGAGGAGAUCGAACGAGAGAUCAGAAAAGCCGAACAGAAGAAAGAGGCCCUACGAAAUAAGUCUUUGGUCAGUGCUUCGUAUGACGUCCGACCGUCCAGUAGGGUAGUCGACAACCGGAGGAACGAAGAUGACAGAAUAAGGCAAGCUGAGCGCGAGAGAGCAAUCCAGAGGGAGCGAGAGCGAAACGAAAAGUCGCAUCGAAGGGAUGAAGGAAAUGGUCAGAGAGAAAGAGACCGAGACCAGCGUCGAGAUGGAGACUCUGCAAGAGACCAUGAUCAUAAGCACGACGGGCAUCGGUUUAGCCAUGAGAAACCUCCCAUUCUGAUCAUCGAGGAAGUGCCAAAUGACUCAACUAGCGGAGAGCACACGAACAGACGCCCAGUGUGGAGAGGGAGACCGAAUACCAACGAUAGGUACAGGGGCCCCGGUGGCGAUCAGAGACCGAUUCAGGACCCACGAGCGCCUGACAGACAUCCUGUUCUUCCGCGACCCAGCAUCACAAACUUGGACCGUCGUCCUGGCCGCCCCGACUAUCCGUCGAAAUAUGAUGAAGUGCAUUUAGACAUCCACCAUGAGCAUUUCCCUCAUCAUGACCAUCAUGACGGCGUUAUAAAGCCCAUUCCCAUUCCACCUCCGCCACCCCCACCUGUGCCGAUUCCUGUCCCCGUCCCGGUCCCGGCCCCAGAUCCCGGUCUGAUUCUGCAGCAGCAGCUGGGUCAGGCCUUACUCACGAAACAUGCCAUCGAGGCCGGGGUGUUAGCGAAGGCCGCGACGUUGGGAGUCUUAGGAGCCAUUAAAGCCGGAGCCGCGGCUCACCUGGGAGCACUGGGAGCCGGUGCCGCCGUCAGUAAUAUCAAGCACGCUGUCAAGGACAAACUGAAGACGCACCUGAAGCACAAAGUGGCGCAGACAAUUGCCGGUGGAGUGGCAGUUCCAGCUGGUCUUCAUGCUCUCAAGGUGCACACUCAGCUCAAAGGAGCACAGCAUCAGCUGCGUAAAGCCCGUGAGGCCAUCUUACUCAAGCUGCUUUUACUCAGGCCAUACUUUAAGCAUGUCGGUCCCACCUACAUUAUACCCCCCGAAUUGCCGGACAUACCUAUUGGAGUCCAUUUGACACCGGUUGAAGUGGAACAGCUGCCAAGGAUAUACAUUGACGUGCCCCACAGUGAUGCGUUUGCCCCUAUCCACAUUCCCGAGCUCAAGGAUGUGUUAGAGCCGCCCUUGGAGGCUGAAUACGUGGAGUACAUCCUCGGUUUGCCUGAAUACAUAUUCUCUGCCGUCACAAGCAUGUCAAAGCGAGAGUUCUUGGUGACUUUAUUCCCACGUCUCUACCGUGAUUCGGUUCGUGACCUGGAUCCUGUUGAAGACACGACGCCCGUGUACAUCCCUAGCAAGACGGCCACUUCCUCGUACAGUGUCCCGCCCGUGUAUGAGCCACCUGAAGUACUCAAGUCUACCUACGAUGUACCAACUGCAACGCCAGUCUACACACCGCCACGCAUAACGCCUCACCAUGUGCCCUCUCCCAAGCCGCCACCUCCCCUCUACAGCGUACCGUCGACCCCAGCUUCUGCCUAUGGACCUCCACCCAUCACCACACCCAAGCCUCCUCCGCCCAUUGUCAUCAAGUCUCCUAUACCUAUCAUCACCACCACCCACAGACCCAUCAUCACCACCACCCACACGCCAAUCAUCACCACCACACACAACCCCAUCAUCACCACGACCUUCAAACCUGCUAUCACCACUACCUUCGCCCCAUCACCCCCUUCGCCUUCAUACGGACCGCCCCCACAACCGCCCCCUCAGCCGCCUCACCCCGUCUACGGACCGCCCCCUCGGCUGCCCUCUCCUGCCUACGGACCACCUCCUCAACCGCCCCCUCCUGUCUAUGGACCGCCUCCUCAACCGCCCUCUCUUGAUUACGGACCGCCAGCCACGCCCUCUGAGCUUGUGGUCGUCAAUCACGUCGACUGCCACGACCACGACGAUCCGCACGCUCCUGUGGAACAUCAUCACAUCCAUCAUCACGUCCAUGUUAGUGAUGAUGCCCAACAUCGGGAUCCUAUCAUCGUGCCGGAGGGACCCAUCAUCGCACCAGAAAUCAAUGUGGCCUUUGACCAAGUACCUGUGCGGACAACCCACCAUACGCCCACGUUCUCUACUCCCUUACCGCCCAUCUUCACCACAAGCCACACACCUCUUUUCACAACAAUACGGCCACUUGAUAACUUUCUGAAUGGAAGCCACACAGAAAGCACUCACUUCGGAGAGUACCACGUCACCACCACAGAAGAUGGAAGCCAAGAGUUACCUCGCUCCCCUGGCCCUUUCCGGGUAUUCACUCCUGGCCCGUCCCACGUCUCAUCAACUGUGCCCCUCCAUGUAUCAACCCCUGAACCUGUAGUUGUCACAUCGCCCGGACCCAUUCACAUAAGUACAGAGGCACCGCUUCAUACGUCGGUGCACGCAACCACACCCGAUCUUGUUCUGAAUUCGCACGUCACACCAGCACCCAACUUUUUCGAUACACUUGUUCCGAACCAUUCCGAACUAGGUUCCAUCCACGUGACCACACCUGGCAGCCCCCAUUCGCACCACACACCUGGCCCCAUCCACAUAACUACAGGAGAUCCCCACCAUCUUCCUGAUCACAUCCACAUUACAUCCCCUCAUCCCAUCCAUGUAAAGAAUGAUGUCUUCAAGGCUUCUGAGAUUGAUCCAUUUAACUUACCGACACACACACAGCCCGACCACGUCCACGUAACAACGCUCGGCUCCGUUAGUAUUCAACCUCAUGGCAACCCUGAAUCCGUCCGUGUGGGCAAGUACAUACCCCCUCAUACACCCGACUUCAUCAGGGCAGGUGGACUUCACCACGUCGGGAAUGUUAAAGAUCACGUGAUUGGCUCUGUUCAUACCACGACACACAUUCCAAGUGACAUAUUUAAGCCUAUCCACGCAACUACCGCCUUGCCACCCCACUCGCCCGGAUUGGACCAUGAUUCCAUUCAGCUGACCAUUUCCGAGUCGGAUUAUAAGGCUGGGCCUAUCCACGUCACUAUAUCAGAACCGGCAUAUGAAGGCGGCCCUGUUCAUGUCACCACAUCCCAGCCGCACCUAAGCCAAAGACCUGAGAAUGUGCACCACACGACCCAUAGGCCCCAUUUUGUACAUCAUUCAACCCAUAAGCCUGACCACGUAUUCCAGCCAACUCACAAGCCAGACACUAUAUUCCAUUCAACCCACAAGCCGCACGGGCAUGAACAUAUAUUCCACGCGACACAUAAACCUGACCAUACAAUCCACACAACACCUGAUACUAUCUUCCGCUCAACCUACAAACCUGAUCGUGAACACCAUACCACUCACAAACCAGACCAAGUACACCAUAUCACCCGCAGACCAGACCAUGUGCACCAUUCCACCCAAAUACCAGGCCAUGUACACCAUCCCACUCAUAGACCAGGCCAUGUACACCAUCCCACUCACACACCAGACCAUUUACAUUCAAUCCACAGACCAGAUCAUGUACACCAUUCCACCCAAAGACCAGAUCAUGUACACCAUUCCACCCAAAGACCAGAUCUUGUACACCAUUCCACCCAAAGACCAGACCAUGUACACCAUUCCACCCAAAGACCAGGCCAUGUACACCAUUCCACCCAAAGACCAGAUCUUGUACACCAUUCCACCCAAAGACCAGACCAUGUACACCAUUCCACCCAAAGACCAGGCCAUGUACACCAUUCCACUUACAAACCCGAUCACAUAUUCCACUCCACGCACAAGCCACACGGAGUGCCAGAAGUUAUACAUGUAGUGACACAGGAACCGCCGCUGUCGACGCACCACAUCUCCACUGUCAACCCUCUGCUCGGGGGUGUCGUUCUGCCCAUUGAGCAUCACUCCAUCAAGACUACUGUCAAGCCAGAUCGACGCCCUGGCAUCCCAGUAACCACCUCGACUGUGGUCGUGGGCGUUGGCGUGAGACCCCAUGGAAGCGAGAAUCAGUUCUUCACGCCCGUCUCUUCGACAGUGCAUCCUCCAUUUUCGCCCAUCACGCCUCUUUUCCCCGCAACCACUGUCGGUACACCCAUCACGUCUACCUACGCCGUGGUACCCUCCGCCGCUACGACGCCCUCCAGCAUCCCCUCCUCCAAGCAUUUCACGACCAUUCGCCCUCCGCUGACCUCAAUAGCCUCAGUCUUGCCCAUAACGACUUCAUCUUACGUCGAUAUCGGGCCCAUCAGCACCGAACCGCCGGCCAUCCUGACUAGUACGUACUCCUCCAUCUUUCCUCUCACCCCAACGCGGAUCAUCCCGACCACUCCAGAGCCUACAUUCAAAACCACAACGCGACCUUUCCCUACCACUCUCAGGCCAACUAUCAUUACCACAUCGCGCCCACUACCCACUACAAACAGGCCCUUCAUCAUCACCACAGCUCGUCCUAUCCCUACCACGAAAAGACCAACCAUCUACACGACACUGCGAUCAUUCCCGACAACCAUUCGCCCUGCUGUCGUACCCACCACUUACCCCACCACCCAGAGGCCAACCAUUAUAACCACCCUCCGUCCCUUUACGACCACGCGACGGCGGCCUGGCACGACGCCCAAGCCUCCCUUCGUAAUACCGAGCGCCGUCCCGUCCGUUCCGACGCCGUUCGAUCCCGCCACGACGCCGUUGUUCACGGUCACGGAAAUUCCGGCGACGACGACGUCUAGCACCGUAUUCCAGCUCUCGCCCACUGUGAUCGGGAACGGACAGUUCGAAAUUGACACGCUACCGCCGCGACCUCUAGAAAGCGACGAGAUCGAUAUCCUGGACAACCUCGACCUAAAUAUUGAUGUCUCAACGGAAAGGCUGUCGUUCCUGGACGUCGGGAAAGAUUUGACCCGGCACCCUGGCACGGACGCGAACGAUGACGUGCACGUUCUCUCGCCGUUUACGAAGAGGAAAGGAAAUGCCACAGAAAACAAUCAGGAGCACGCAGACGAUGACCCCUUUGGAUUGUACACAGAUUACAUGGACAAGUUCCUAAAUCGAAGUCCAGGCUCAACCGGCACUGAUUUGUCCUUUACUACUCAGGAUACCGACGACGAUGAUCCCUUCGGCCUGUAUACAGACUACAUGGAUAGGCUCCUCAGUCAAAGUCCUGAAUCCUCCUCCCACGCCACCAACACUCGCCGCUUAGUCACAGGAACCUCUGCUAUUUACGCCACCACAACCACAGCGCCCAUAGGUGGCGAGACUUCUUACACACAGGUGGCGCCCCCGCCCGGCUCUCCCUCCCUCCCGCCCGCGCUUCCGCAAGCGGUUAACACGCUCCGAAACAGAAGGGUUCCGACGCCGCAGUUGGUGGCUGGGGACGGCGUGCCGCUUCCGGAAGGCCAGGCGGGACUCACUAACCUGCAGGAGCUGCUGGCGGCUGCAGCGGCGGCGGCUAAUGAAGGUGGUGCCCCGGGCGGCAGUCCCCCCCGCCAGAUCACGGCCGAGGACCUGGCCAAGCUUCCCGCUUACCUGAGGGAGGCUCCCACGUGCGCCACCUACCCAGCCAACAGGUCCUUCUGCCUCAUGCCCCACGACUACCCCAGUGACCUUGCCGCGACCUUAGUGAGCAAGUUCGAGAAGGAGAUGCAACAGAUCAACGACCUCUUGAAACAGCUUCCGUCGCCUUCUGUGGACCUAACGCACGCAAGCAAACAGAUUCCUACGAUUGAUGCGAGCGUGGAUUGCCAGAAAGAAGAAAGGACGGUUCAACUGAGCUGGUCACGUGACAUCUUGGGCAGCUGGUUCGUCAUAAUGCAGACGCCGCCAUUCGUGCAGACGAUUACAGUGACCACCUGCAGCGCCGCCGCCAGAUUGCAGGGUUGUCGGCCGCUGCUGCAGCCGCGGCCUCUCAUCGCUUUCCAGCCCCGUGACCCCGAGCCGCGCCCCUUCGUGUUCGACUUCCCCCUACCUGUGGCGUGCGUCUUCGCCGGAGUAGACCCUCUGCAGCGUGUAAGCGUCGCAGGAUAAUAGGUCUUGUUAGGCCCGCCAGAACUGGGUCCCUCGAUAGCUUCGGUUUUGCAUUUUGAUGUUUGUUAGUUUGUCACCUGGGUGGUUUGUAGAACAGUCCAUUGUAAUUUCACAUAAAUUGUUUUGUACUCAUAAAUUGUAAUUUUUCCAUUUGGAAUUUCAGAAUUUUGCAUAUGUAAUAGAACUGUUUUAAAAGCUUACAAUCCUAUUACCUAGGCUUCGGCUGUGACUAUAGUCGUGACACCUGAUGACCAGCCUGUGACAUCAUCGCCCUUUGACUCAGACUUGGAUGACGAACGUUCCGUGACGUCACGGUCAGGCGCCCAUGGGACGGACAUAUUCGUGACGUCACUAGCGAACAGACCAAUCCCACAUCCUCAGGUGACGUCACGGUCUUUCCCACGCCUCCCGCUUCCACGGCGUCCGGAUACACUGUCGGGAGUGCCCUUCGACAAUGUCAAGACACGCACAGAAAUAGUGCAAAACGAAGCUGAAGUUAAAGUCAGCCGGCAGUCGGGAGGCUCUCGCGCUCAUCCAGCUCACGUUUUCUUGACAUUAUGUCUAUCGCUUGCUUUGCUUGUUCAAAGAUGAUCUUGUAGACUACAUAGGUAGACUUUAUACAUAAUAUGCAUAUGUAAAUUAUUUAACUGUUACAUACUACCACAAAUGUUAUAUAUAAACACAGCAUUUCCUAAUAGGUUGUACACAUAGAAUAUAUCUACAACAACGAGACGUGAAUCAACGCCAAAAAAUUUUGGACUACUUACGUGAACGGCAAAGAACACCACACCUUCACACACUUACACCAUGCAUUUCCAGGUCCAGAACAGCUUGUCCUUGACUGUAAAACGGACAAAGAACAAAAACAUCGACCCGUAUCUACACUGUCAUACUGCUAAAUGUCGUAUGGUAAAAAUACUCACCAUAUAAAUGCAUGUUUUACUAUUUUACGGGAAGAACGUUACUUACAGUAUAUCAAGAGAUCGAGCAGGAUGUGGUAGCAUCCUUAUAGAUAGUAGACACGGGAGGUGUCGUAAGACUAAAGAGGAGUACGCUAUUGCUCUUACUUGAUUUAUAACUGCAGCCAAGCAAACUGACUUUGUAAGUUACACUAAUGAUAAAGAAAUAUUUUAUUUGCACUAUAUAUACACACAAAAUAGAUGUACGUACAACAAUGUACAAUAAAGAACAAUUUCUA